AUGGCACUGAGUGAGAUUCGUGCACUAAGAGAGACACAACAUCGUAACAUCAUAAAACUUUAUGGUUUUUGUUCAGAUUCACGUCAUUCAUUUUUAGUUUAUGAGUUCUUAGAAGGAGGUAGCUUGGAGAAUAAACUUAGGAAUGAGGAAGAAGCAUUGAGGUUUGACUGGCACAAACGGAUGAAUACUAUCAAAGGUGUAGCGAGUGGUUUGUGUUAUAUGCACCAUGAAUGUUCAUGCUCAGUCAUCCAUAGAGAUAUAUCAAGUAAGAAUAUUUUGUUUGAUUCAGAAUGUGUUGCUCACAUAUCUGAUUUUGGCACUGCUAGACUCUUAAACCUCCACUCCUCCAAUUGGACUUCAUUUGCUGGGACCUUUGGAUAUGCUGCUCCAGAACUUGCUUAUACAAUGGAAGUGAAUGCAAAGUUGGAUGUUUAUAGUUUUGGGAUUUUAACAUUAGAGGUGUUAAUGGGAAAAAACCAAUGUGAUCUUAUCUCAUCUCUUUCCUCUUCGUGUUCCUCGUCUUUCUCAUCAUUGCCUUCUACUUUCUAUGGCAUAUUAUUGAAAGAUGUACUAGACAAUCGCCUCCCACCACCAGAGGAUCAAGUAGUAGAGGAAAUUGUGAUUACCACAAAGUUAGCACUUGCUUGUGUUAACACCGAUCCACAUCUUCGACCAUCUAUGAAGCAAGUUUCUGUGGAGCUAUCAAAACUGAGGCCAUUUUCAGAGAGUUCAUUCCACACAAUUACUUUAGGUCAACUCCUUGAUAUCAACUGUAUUUAG
Diospyros lotus (date-plum) is the source of this 780-nucleotide messenger RNA. RefSeq names its product MDIS1-interacting receptor like kinase 2-like. The coding region runs from base 1 to 780 and encodes 259 amino acids. The transcript has 3 exons. Gene Ontology annotation, biological process: protein phosphorylation. The record is from RefSeq and is a predicted model, not a curated record. Gene Ontology annotation, molecular function: protein kinase activity; ATP binding. NCBI's taxonomy places the organism in Eukaryota, Viridiplantae, Streptophyta, Magnoliopsida, Ericales, Ebenaceae.